AUGCUGGGUCGAAUUACCACCCAGGCCUUCAACUUUGACCAGUCUUUCCAGCCUUAUUUGGGGAACAAUUCUUUAUUCGAUUUCUAUCAAGACCCCUGUGUGAGGAAAAAUUUGAAGGUACUUGAUACCUCUGGAUUAUUGACACUGCUAGGUAGAGACAUCACAUAUGUCAAAGUUGAAGUUGUUCCCUGUUCAAAAGUGUCAGUGAAUAUAUUUGAUCCAAUUUACUCCAAUGGAAUUUUGCAGCAUGGUCACAUUGUCAAAUAUUACAAUGAAGUACACCCUGACUUUGAUGGGUUAAGGCAGAUUUUGCUUGAAGAGGACUUUGACAAUUAUCACAUAAUCAGUCCAAGUAAUUGCCAAGAGUUUUUGUUCAGACUGUUUAGCUACAUGGUCUUAGGAGGUGAGCUUUUCCAAUAUGAGGACAUCAUUGAUCCUUACAUGGAGACUGCAAAAAUAAUAUACAAAGAUUUAGUCAGUGUUAAGAAAUAUCCAGACACAAAAGAGAUCAGUGUGGUAUCCACAAUCUUGAAAGUUAAUGCUUAUCAGAAGAAAGUCAAACACAUCAAGGAUGGCUGA
Molecule: messenger RNA, 579 nt
Organism: Xyrauchen texanus (razorback sucker)
Lineage: Eukaryota; Metazoa; Chordata; Actinopteri; Cypriniformes; Catostomidae
Gene: cfap300
Product: cilia and flagella associated protein 300
Source: RefSeq, a predicted model, not a curated record